AUGAGUUGGGAGGGGGGGCGGCGAAGUGGGUUGUUGGGAUCAACGGUAAAAAGGAUGAUGUUCGUUCAUGCAAGACUUAUGAAAUUUGAUAGAGUUCUUCUCAUCGACCGGUAUCGUCUGACGUCACGAAAAAUACGACACGAAAAAGAGGUGCAACACGAGGACUUCCCAGGAGGUCACCCAUCCUAG
Messenger RNA from Sphenostylis stenocarpa, 189 nucleotides. Lineage: Eukaryota; Viridiplantae; Streptophyta; Magnoliopsida; Fabales; Fabaceae. The record is from the annotation of a GenBank genome assembly.